AUGGCUCGCAAACUGUCCGACUUUAAAGCCCUGUCGUUUGAUUGCUAUGGCACUCUGAUCGACUGGGAGACGGGGAUCUACGAAGCGAUCCAGCAAUUCUCAGACCGCUUCAAUAUGGGCACACCCGCAAACCGGUCAGAGCUCAUCGAAGCAUAUCUAGAAGAAGAACAUGCAAUCGAAGCAGCGGACCCGACAAUGGUGUACUCGCAAAUCGUCGCAACGGCAAUCGAGCGCGUCGUGGGUCGGUAUGCAUGUCCAGGCGCAGGGAAGUUGAGCGUCGAAGAGUUUAAACGGGCAUCCGAGUCGAUUCGAAGUUGGCAGCCGUUCCCCGAUACGAUUGACGCGCUGGCGAGAUUGAGCAAGCACUACAAGCUGAUCAUCUUAUCCAACGUGGACAAGACGUCGUUUGGAUAUACGCGGGCGACGCUGGAGCAUGGGUUUGCUUUUGACAAGAUUUUGACAGCGGAGGAGAUUGGGAGUUAUAAGCCGGAUGAGCGGAAUUUCUUGUAUAUGCUGAAGACGGCAAAGGACGAGUUUGGGGUGGACAAAGAGCAGGUACUGGUGACGGCGCAGAGCUUGAUGCAUGACCAUGUCCCUGCUAAUUCGCUGGGACUGGCGUCGUCGUAUAUCGCAAGGCGAGAGGCGCACUGUCACGUCGACAAUGUGACAUAUACGUUCAAGUUUUCAACGCUCGGAGAAAUGGCAGACGCAUUGGAAAAGGAACUCGCGACUUAA
Messenger RNA from Serendipita indica DSM 11827, 735 nucleotides. Lineage: Eukaryota; Fungi; Basidiomycota; Agaricomycetes; Sebacinales; Serendipitaceae. The record is from the annotation of a GenBank genome assembly.